Molecule: messenger RNA, 2287 nt
Organism: Porites evermanni
Lineage: Eukaryota; Metazoa; Cnidaria; Anthozoa; Scleractinia; Poritidae
Source: the annotation of a GenBank genome assembly
AUGGAUUUCUACAAGGAUAAAGCCAAGCUAAUUGAUAAGCUCCUGGAGGAAGGUCCUACUUCCACAGAAGAGAAGGACGAAGCUCUGGUGACUUUAAAACGAGAACGUCAUACGCACAGCAAGUUUUUUGCCUGCCAUGUUGUUGUUUUGGUACUUGUGCUGGUACUGGGAAUGUGUUUGUUUGCGCGUGUAGCCUACUAUGGUUUUCGAACCACGGAAUAUGAUCAGCAGUCACUGAGCGGAGGUUUGUUUAUCCUUAUAUUGGGCCAUUCCAUUUAUUGUCCGCCUCCCCUUUAUUGAAUACUCAGAGAUGCCAAUCAACCCCGCCAUCACUACCAAAAUUUUCCCUUUUAUCUCGAAAUCCCGAACGUUUUCAUCGGCCAAAUCCCGAUCCUGGUCACAUCAUUUACCAUGGUCCACCUUAUCAGUACCCUGCUAGCAGAGUCGCUUCGAUCUUUCCUAAAUGAGUCGGGAAAGAGGAAGCGACUCUGCCGACAUCUUCAAGUUCCUUUGAUCUGUAGCCUUCCACGCAGACGUUCUUAGAGGUUCGUCACGCGUUCCUGCCCCACGAACGUCUGCUGAAUCGAAAGAUAAAUUCCUUUCCCAUUGUUCGCAAAUAUCAGCUGGUGAUCACAUGCAGAUUAUCGGAGAUUCAAUCGGCACUGUUGAAGUCAAAGUGUUGACAAGCCAAACACAUACGUACAAGCUCCGUAGAGUGUGAUGCGUGACCAAAGAUUUUUGCUCCGAACGAAAAUCUAGAUAAGAUUUUCAGGCCAAUGUUACAUGGUUUUUGUCCUUUUUCCCCGGUGUCCUUGACUGAAUUGUGCUCAUUCUGGUAUGGUUUGAAAGAUCUCUUCACUCUGCAGAAGUUAGCGGACAAAAUUGCCCCUGACCGUUGAAACUGAUGACGUCACAAACGGUAGAAAGGACGUGGAUCCGCACGGGCGGCUCAGGGGCAAAUGGGUUAAGCCAUAGGAGCUCAUAGGGACUGUUAUUCACUGAUUUACAUACAUACAUACUUUAUUUGUCAUGUAGGUCAGUGAAAAAAGGCAGCUAAAGAGCUGAUGUGGACCUACAAACUAAAAAGUAUCUACAAAAAAGUAACUAAUAAUAUUAACAAACCAAUGAAUUAUUUNAAAAAUAUGAAUUGUACUGAGAAAAUUUGAGGACGUUAAAAAAAAAAUUACAUGCAGCUACAUGCACUAGAACCACUUUUUAAGAUUGUCUAUACAUUUGUCUGUUAAAAUUUUUCUUCCUGUCAACUAAAAUUUCCCGGGAAAAUUGCAGACAAAAUUAAUAUGUGGAAAAUCUAAAGCAAUAGUUUGGAGAAAUUUAUGCACAGGUACGGCCCAAAAAAUUUCUUUGUAGAAUCCUUUGCUGUGUAGCGUUAGUUUACAAUUCAUAAUGUUUCCAGAACAGCCUUUCUACAGAAAUUAUUUGACGUUAGAUUCUCGUACAAACACUGUGAUAUCUCACGCGCUUGCCUACUCAUCAAGAUGGCUUCCAAAACCAUGACAAAGUCUAUAUGUAAUAACACCUUUUUUAUCAUUGAAUGUUUAUCAAUGUUUUAAACAUCAUGCAUUAACUGAAGGACUCUAAUGUUUCAUUCUUUCUUGUCUCUUAAAACUUAAAGCUUAUUCAUGUUGGCCCUGAUGAGAUCAAGUUUGCUCAAAAUGCUUUGUUUUCAAGACAUCCUGUGAUGAAAUCUUGGCCUAAAUUUCACGGUAAGUUAUCACAAAAAUGUCAUUCUUUCUUUAUACCUGUUGCACCAAAUGUCAGUUCUUAGUUAUUUUAUAAUAAGGGUGCAAAGAAAGUCAGUUUUACAGCCUGUCAAUCGUGCAAGCUAUAGCUAGCAUGUACUAGCCCACAAGUCAUUUUAACUAGCCCCAAAACCCUUUUUGAUUAGCAGGAUUGAUUACAAUCCUUCUGUAACUUGAAUUUCCCCAAAACACAGCACCUGCCUGUCAGGCAAGUUAAGAGCAAAUAUCACUAGCCCUAUAGCAAAAUCGCCUAGCCCCGGGCUAUCGGACACGACCUUCUUUGCACGCUGAUGAUUAAGACAUAGUGAUGUCUUUGCUGCCAUUGUCAGUGUCAUUGCAUAGCAUCUUUGUUUUUCUUAUUAUACUUUUUAUGUCAGUGAUGCAUUUACUCAGUCUAGUAACCAAGUUAUCUUCUUUUUACAGAUUGGCAGACACUCAAGCUUGAAAUCGUCAAUGUCUGGAUGCAAGAUAUUUAUGGCCCGGCUGAUAUCAUUCCAGUGAAAGACUACCUGAAGGUCAAAUUGUAG